UCUCAAAUAUAGAACCCAACUCUAGGGAGCAUAUUAUGCUGCGGAAGAUGCGAUAUUCCCGUAUUUCCGCAUUCUCGCAUUUCCGCUUUGUCACCCGAACGUGAGCCUCGGGGCGUGAAUCUCGGAGCGUGAGCCUCGAACAUAGGCACUUGAAAGAGAAUACAAAGUCACUUUGGCUGUUUAUGGCUUGGCAGGAUAGUACUACUGUGAGUCUACUCGCUCAAAGUUCCCAACCCUUUGACGGAAGCUAAAGGCAGCGUCAUAAGUUUCUUUGAGCAUUGUGUCGAUCCAAGUCGAGCGGCGACCAGAAUAAUGUCUUUGUCCUACGAACGAGUAGUUACCGACUUUUUAAUAGUUAAGGAACAAAAGAAAUGCUUAGGUAUUUAUGGUGAAGCAAAAGGCCUGCUGCACAACUACUCGAGAGUUCGCGUAGAUGUUGCCUGUUUUCGAUAUGAUUAGGAACAAUGCCCAAAAAUCUGAAGUACAUAGCAUUAACGCUCCGCGGCCAAUUUACAACAACCAUUGAUUCCUUACUUACUAUACCACUACUAGUUACAGAAAGUUAUCUAAACUAUCAGACCAAAUAAGACGAAAUCAGAAAUAUUAAGAUCACUUAGGAUAUUAUAGAUACAGAGAUAUACAGCACGGAUGAGUAUCGAUCUUCACCAUCCGUCCAGCGAGAACGUUACUCGCCUUACAAAGCUCCUAUCCCGACGACCCGAGUAUGGAGUUGCUAUUCCGUCGAGGAGAUGGCUGAACAGGCAGGAGGAGAAAAUUAAAAAUCUUCCGGAUGAAUUGCUUCAUAAUUCGGGCUUAUUAAAGCGUCUCUUCAUAAAAAUCGCCGAAAAGGUUAACCUAGAAGUAAUGGACCCGAGGGCAGUGUUGUGUAAGACACAUUCCGUUCUCAACCCCUGGCUUAUCCGUCGCUUUUUCUUAGCCGUCGCUUACGAGGUAACGGUUCAUACGGACGUACUACGCUCGUGGAAGGGCAAGAACAAUCACCCAAUUCUCGCUGCUUUCGUCGGACGAGUGGACUCUAUUGCUGCCCUGUGGACAGAUCCGGACUUAUACCGCGAGUGCUAUGGAACACCACCCUUUGAGAGCCACAUGAUCUUUGUUCAGUCUGGUUGUGAGGCUUGUAUUCUAGGUGCUAUGGGUGCCAAUGCCCGUGUGCUUGCCGACUUGCGGACCACCCUUAUUGACCGGACCGAGAGACGCUCGUCACGCUCCUCAAGUUCAUCACGUCCUUCACGUCCAUCACGUUCAGCCAAGCGGCGAGCUAGGGAACCAAAACUUAGACGCUACGUCGACGAAUGGAUUAGGCAACUCACGGAGGAGAGGGCAGCGCAAUGCAUAGCUAUGAGCGAUAGCGUACUCGAGGAGCUCAGGCACGUCCGUCCUCAACUUAAAGAGUGGCGACUUCAACGGAGAAAAGAACGUAGUAAAAGUAAUGCAGCUUAUACCGAAUUAAGAAAGACAAGCGAUGGUGGAACAGAGUUGAGGUACGUUGCAGAAAAUAAGCACUAUACGAGGAGGACGAAGAGCGGGAUUCCCGUAGCUGUAGCCGAUCUAGAGGGCGCGGAAGAUCAGAGGAGGGCUGCGUUGUAUAGCUUGAAAGACAAUGUGAAAAGUGUGUAUAGGCCUGACAGUCUGAGCCCCUACUCAGAGCUCGGGGAAUCGACAAUUGCAGGUGAUCCUUUGCCAUCUAUUAAUGAGGAGCAAGAUUUAUCGGAUGGCUACGAAGACCCGGAAGACCCGGAUGAUCUAGAUGAUCUGAAUGACUUGGGAGACCACCCAGACCUCGACCGAGAUUUUGAGGCGGAAGAAAGAGGUAGGCUAAAGGUAACGCAGUGGUACAGUUCUCAGGUAUCAAAGUCGGAUCUGACACCAGACGAUACCAAGUCGGUCUUAUCCAUGGCCCAUCCUGCAUUUCGGCCUCCAGGGGAUUUCAGUCAUAUGUCAGCUGCCCCUUCUCCUCUCAAUAUAAGGGGGCAUCGCUCGCGCAGUGCGCCGCCAAUCCACGCUACCGCCACCGACAGCGUCUGGACCGACGUCACGGUGUACACCGUGGACAAUAUAAGGGACGCGCCGCCCGUGCCGGAGAUCCCCUCGCAGUACAGGCGUAACAAUACCAAUCGCAACAACGACAGCGACCGUCCUCCAAGGACCCGCUCGCCAACCCGUCGGCCUGCUACCGCGUUAGGUCAUCGCCCGACUCAGAACUCUAGACAUUCCACAAGCUCGUCUGUGUAUUCCUCUGACCAACGAGCGGAUGGGGGGAGUUUAUUGAGAAGAUUUCUGACUGGCGAGUCUGACGUUACGAGGAGCACCCGCCCAAGGAAUAAGACUACCGGGGACAGGGAUUCGCAGGGAUACACGGCUGUCCUGCCGCAUCGGAGCCCCUUCUCGAGUUCGGUGACUGAAUUGCCUUCUCCCCAGCGUGAUAGCCACGAUCACGAUAGUAGUCAUAGUCGUAGUAAUGAGCGUGGCCAAAGCCAUGAUCGCCACAUUAGUCGCAGCCAGAGCCAUAACCACGAUCGAAACCAUGAUCGCAGCCAUCGCCAACGUCGCCACCAUAGUCAAGAUCACGGCAGUAGUCACCAUCGCAGCCAUACUCGUGACCGCGGCAACAGCCAUAGUCAUAGCCAUAGUCAUAGCCGCACCCGUAGUCGUAGCGACACUGCCAGGAGCCGGAGCUCGUCACGGACACGUGCGGCGUCCCCCUCGGAGCACGAAGAGCGCGUCUGGAGGGAGAGCUUGGGUAUCCGCGCCGAGGACGAGGACGACGGCCUGGGGCCCGAAGACUCGCAUAGUGUUGCGUUUUGGCGAGAGCCGAGACGAUCUCGGUAAGCUGUUCUGGCUGGCUGUAUGGCUGGAGAUGAAAUGAAAUGAAAUGAGACGGGGGCGCUAUAUAGUAUAACAUUUCGUUGUCGUGUUGGGAUAUCUAAGGUCGUCGACGUUUAUAUAUAUAUGUAUGUGUGUUAGACGGCCUAGGUCUUACGGACUGAGAUGGUUUACUAGCUAGCGUUUCUUGUUACUCGCCUGCUUGUAGAAUUACGUUAGUACACGGAUAGUAUAGUAAAAUAUCA
Messenger RNA from Daldinia loculata, 3089 nucleotides. RefSeq lists its product as uncharacterized. NCBI's taxonomy places the organism in Eukaryota, Fungi, Ascomycota, Sordariomycetes, Xylariales, Hypoxylaceae. The coding region runs from base 649 to 2850 and encodes 733 amino acids. The transcript has a single exon. The record is from RefSeq and is a predicted model, not a curated record.